Pelagomonas calceolata is the source of this 1722-nucleotide messenger RNA. Lineage: Eukaryota; Pelagophyceae; Pelagomonadales; Pelagomonadaceae. The record is from the annotation of a GenBank genome assembly.
GCCAAAAUAGCUCAUAAAUAGCUCAUAAAUAUCUCGUCGCGCGCGGAACGCCGUCGAUUGCCAGACCUAGGAGACGUUUGUCUCCUGUAGCGUCGAGCCUCGCUGCCUGAAACCGCAGCCAGCAGCCUUGCGCAGAGGAGGACACCAGGGAGAAGCAUGCUGCUCUCCACUCUACGCCGGGCGCCGCGCGCGCCGGCCGCCCACCUCAGCAGCCCGCGCGCGCCGGCCGCCCACCUCAGCUCCCUCGCGUCCAUGACGCCCGGGGGCGGAGUUCACGGCAGCCAGACGAGCGUGAACGCGCGGCGGUGGCGCCAGAAGCCGCUCCUCCGCGUCUACGGCGAGGAGCUCUACUUCAAAACCGGUUCUGAUGCUGUUAAAUUACUAAGCAACGAGGCCGAGAGAAGGGACAAGGACAAACCUUUGUACCUCGAGCAGUUCACGAACUUCAUGAGACACCUCCAGCCGGUCUUUGAUCGAAGCCCGAAAUACGCCUGGUUGGCCAAGAUCCUCCUGGAGCCGGAACGGACGGUGUCGUUCAAGGUCACGUACAUUGACGACUGGGGCAACGCGCGGACGAACCGGGGCUGGCGCGUCCAACACAGCUCAUCGUUGGGACCCUUCGGCGGGCCCAUGCAUUUUGGGCGCCACGUCACCGAAGAUCUACUGAGAGCUCAAUCUUUCGACGCGACCUUCGCCAACGCUUUGACGGGGCGAAGACUCGGCGGUGCCGCGGGCGGUGCCAAUUUUGAACCGGCUUUAGCGUCCGAAGCGGAGAUCCAGCGCUUCUGCCAGUCGUUCAUGACGGAGUUACAGAAAUAUGUGGGUCCUGGGCUAGACUUACCGAGCAUGGGCGUGAACUGCGGCUCGACCGAGAUCGGCUACAUGUACGGUCAAUAUAAGAGGACGGCUACUAAUUUAUCGAAGCAUGGCUUUGGCAUGUUGUGGGGCGGGAGCGUGCCCCACCCCGAAGUGCACGGCUACGGUCCGGUUUCGUUCGCGAAGAGCUUUCUGGAGGCUCGGGGCGACUCGCUGCGAGGCAAAAGAUGUUUAGUGACCGGGAGUGGCAAAGUCGCCCUGGCGGUGGCCGAUAAACUAGUAGCCGAAGGCGCCAUACCUUUGACGCUGUCGGAUACGUCCGGCUUCAUUUAUGAGGAGGGAGGGUUACCCUCGGCCAAGUUAGCCCAGAUCAGUACGAUCAAGGCGGAGCGAGGCGCUCGGAUCGGGAGGUACAUCGUCGCGUCUACCACGGCGAAGUACAACGACCCCGAGGACAUAUUUGACGUCCCUUGUGAUUUAGUAUUCCCGACCAAUUCAAACGAGAUCGAUGCGCAAGCGGCGGAGAAGCUCGCCAAUAAUGGGUGUAGUACCAUAGUGGACGCUGGCUACUCUCCGACGACCCCCGAGGCCAUCGCAUCUCUGAAGAAGCUGGGCGUGGCGCACUGUCCUUUUAGGGCUACAUUAGCCAUUGGAAAUGCCUUAGCCUACACGUCCAAGGAGCACCAGAUCAUCAAGGCCGAUAUUAGUGAUGAAAUUGAUAAAGAAGCGGCCAGGGUCUUCCAAGAAGUGCAAAGAACGGCGUCGGAGUACAACGUCCGCGGGGAUUUGGACGCGGGCGCGGCGAUCGCGUCCUUCCUGCGCGUGGCGAACGUGAUGGCGUCGCACGGCUCCGUGUAAUUAUGGCCCCUAUUGUUACGGUGCUAGGACAGUGGGCGGAGGCCCUGG